Linum trigynum is the source of this 864-nucleotide messenger RNA. The record is from the annotation of a GenBank genome assembly. Lineage: Eukaryota; Viridiplantae; Streptophyta; Magnoliopsida; Malpighiales; Linaceae.
AUGUCUGCGAUAGUGUGCGGGAAGAGAUCCUUCUUCGAAGAGUUGAAUGUGACAAGCCCGCCUGUUAACAAGAGAAUCCGUUGUUCUUCGUCUUCCCCUGUCCGUUUCUCGCCUCCGAGACCCAGCCCAGCCAGCAGCUUCUCCACCCCGCCGCGGGCCCCUGUCGUCAGCUCGGCUUCUGCGCAUUUGGUCGAACAGCUCGCCGCUAUUUUCCCUGAGAUGGACAAGGAGCUUCUUGAGAGAGCACUUGCCGAAUGUGGGGAGGAUUUGGAUUCAGCCAUAAGGAGCUUGAACGAGCUUCGUUUGGGAUCGGCUGAUAAGAAUUUAGAUUCUGAUGGUGGGAAAUGUGAUGGACUCCUUGAUGCUAAUGGCAAUGUUCAAGGUGUUGAGCCAACCAAUGCUUCAGUUCCCCCAGCUGAGGAUCCUUCAAUUCCAACACAUGUUCAAAUGGACGGUGCAGAGUGGGUUGAGCUGUUUGUUAGAGAAAUGACUAGUGCUUCCAACAUGGAUGAUGCCAAAGCACGGGCAUCAAGAGCACUGGAAGCUCUCGAGAAAUCAAUCUAUGCACGUGCAGGUGCAGAAGCAGUGAAAAACUUUCAAUUGGAAAACCUAAAGUUGAAGGAGCAAGUCCAAUUACUCAUACACGAGAACACCAUUCUGAAGCGAGCUGUAACAAUUCAACAUGAGCGGCAGAAAGAGUUUGAUGACAGGAACCAGGAACUGCAGCACUUGAAGCAACUGGUGGCUCAAUAUCAGGACCAAUUGAGAACCUUGGAGGUGAACAAUUAUGCAUUGACGAUGCACCUGAAGCAGGCUCAGCAAAGCAGCUCGAUCCCCGGGCGGUUCCAUCCCGAUGUCUUCUAA